AAAUUUCUCCUCCAUUCAGUCUUCACACCCUACCCAAAAAUCAAAAGGCGCCAUUCCACUUUUGACUAUUGACCUGGACCUUCUCGUCUUCUUUCCAGAAGCAACGCAGAUUCCCUUGUUCUUUCAUUCAUCUACUCGACUCCUGUUCCUUCCUUUAUCCGAUCAAUACAUCUGUUGCCUACAGCUGCUUCUUCUUGCUUCUGUAUAUACAAAUACUGGUAUCAGUUAUUUGUAAUCUAUGUUAUUAUUAUUUAUAAAAAGAAUAUAAUUUUUUUUUUUUUUUUAAAUUUUAUUUAAUUGAUUGGUAUGGAGGCAUCAGCCGCAGCAACACCAACCUUCCAAAUCCAAAGUGCAGUAAACGUGCUCUCAUCUUUCAGCGCUCGCAGGCGCAGCCCCACCUUCAUCCCUUUUCCCUCCCCCAACCCUAAACCUAGACACCCUCUCUUCCACAGUCGCCGCUGUUGCUGCUCCACCAAACCAGAUGUUGGCAGUGACACUGGCAAUUAUGCUGCUUCUUCUGCUUCUUCUUCCCCUCUUUCUAAUUCAAAUACUCAUCUAGAACCUUCCCCCGACUCCCACACCCCCUCUUCCUCUCACGGCCUCGUCUUUCAUGUCGGCCCCACUCCAUCAUGGGACUGUCUGGAUAUUGGAUCGCCUGUUGUCAAACGUUACCUCAGCGAUGACCAGGAGCGCUGGUACUUGUGGUACCAUGGUGCCACCAAUGCUGUCGAUUCGAUCGGACUGGCCAUCUCCAGCAAUGGCAUCCACUGGGAGAGAGGCUCCGGACCCGCCCGUUCCAGCAGCGACAUGGGUCAGGUCAUGCAAUGCAGCAGGGAUUGGUGGGCUUUCGACACCUACAGCAUCAGGCCUUCCGAGGUCCUCAUCAUGUCCAGCUCCAAGGUCAGAGCUGCCACCGCUGUUUAUUGGCUCUACUACACUGGGUUUAGUUCGGAGAAGGUGGUCCAACUAUCCGAUGCUUCUCUACCUCUGAGGUUCCCCAUACAAAACCCAGAAAAGUCAAUUCCCACUCAUGCCUUCUUCAGGUCCUUGCCAGGUCUGGCAAUUAGUCAAGAUGGCCGGCAUUGGGCCAGAAUUGAAGGUGAACAUCACAGUGGCGCACUAUUUGAUGUGGGUGCUGAUGGGGACUGGGACUCUCUGUUCAUCUCCAGCCCUCAGGUUGUUUAUCACACCCUGGGUGAUCUUCGGAUGUAUUACCAUUCAUUUGACAUGGAAUGCCAAUGUUUCACCAUUGGGAUUGCAAGGUCGAGAGAUGGAAUCAGGUGGGUGAAGUUGGGAAAGAUCAUGGGUGGUGGGGCAGUUGGUUCUUUUGAUGAGGCUGGUGUUAUGAAUGGACACGUGGUACUGAAGAAAGAUGGGGGGUAUGUGAUGGCAUAUGAAGCAGUCGCAGCAGAUGGGCAGAGGAGUAUCGGACUGGUGGAGUCUCCAGACGGGUUAAAAUCUUGGAAGAGGAUCCAUGAUGGAGCAGUUCUAUUGCCAUUGAUGGAAGAAGAUGGAUGGGAUAACAAAGGAGUCGGUUCUCCAUGUUUGGUUCCAAUGGAUGGAGAUGAUGAGUGGAGGCUGUAUUACAGAGGUAUGUGCAAGGAGGGGAGGACAGGGAUUGGAAUGGCAGUUUCUGAAGGUGGUGGGACUUGGAGUUUUAAAAGAUGGGCGGGGUUUCAUUUGUAAGAUUGCAGCAAUGUAGGUGGAUGAACUAGCAACAUUUCAUGUUACUAGUUGUGAGGAGAAGCCAACUUCAAUUGAAGUGGCAAUACUUGCCAACUUUGAAUUGCAAUGGUGGUUAGAUGUCUAACCCAUUUCUUGUCUUAUAUCUGAUGAACCGUGGCCCCAAUCCUCACCUUUGCUCAAACCCAAACUCAGCCAACCACCAAAAUUAGCUGAAUUAACUUAUCCUAAUCAUGCCCCCUAAUCAAGUACUUGGAAUGUAAAUCUUCACAACAUUGCAUUUCUCUUGUCGGUUCUGGAACAAGGUAUGUAUUAUCUUGUCCUUCACUUAAUAAAAAUGGAAGUCACAUUCCCUUCUACAAUCAAUUUAAUGGAAUGGACUGCUGUAUAAUUAAUAUA
Molecule: messenger RNA, 2082 nt
Organism: Magnolia sinica
Lineage: Eukaryota; Viridiplantae; Streptophyta; Magnoliopsida; Magnoliales; Magnoliaceae
Exons: 1
Coding region: 307-1686 (459 amino acids)
Source: RefSeq, a predicted model, not a curated record